CUUUCCCACAUUCCCUGUAAUAAGCUUAUGUCAGUCCUUCUUCUUUUUUCCUCUGUCACCCGGUAUUUAUCCCGAUUCUCCUGCUCGAAAGUCGUAGACUCUUGUUUCGGACAAACGACGUAGACUUCUUGUAAAACAUCGUCGCUUAGGAACAAUUUUAUAGGGCACGAUUGCAGCCAGGGCAGAUCCUCGAUGAGCUUUACGUCAGGAUCACGCUGAUUUCAUCAGGGCACGCAUCAAUUAAUGUCCUAAUCAUGACCAAUUUACAAAUUCCCCUGGGUUUCAUUAACUCCAUGAGCAAAGGAGUGAAGUUUUGAAGAGAGUCUUCUGGGCAAAUGCGCAUGAAUAAGUUUUCGGGGGACAUCGUAAAGGACGUACUCCGAAAAUUUCUUGAGUAGCUCAUUGCAUGGGUAAUGACGAGAACUCAAAGUACUUCUCAAGACAGAAAGCACUAUAAGUAACGAGGUGGAUUGCGAGGAAAUUGUCACAAUCCUCGCAAUUCAUAUGGUGGUACUCCUACGAGUUCUCCCGGAAAGCUUUCGACUCUCCAAGCUUUUGGGUCAGAAUACUUGUUGGUCUGCGCAUCUGCAGAAGCAAAUUUCAGACAAAAUGGUACAAGGAAUAGAGCCUUCGAAGGAAGGCUCCACACAUCUGUUAAUCGAGGGAUCGCAGCCGGAGCAACGAAGCUUGGACAACACUGACCUGUUUCUGGCGAGAAACUAUGAGUCCGCUUCAGAAUAGUGCAGGUGAGAAUGCGACCACAGUAGGAGGCUUCACUGAACUGCAUCACGCAGCUGCCAUGGGGCUGAAAACUGAACGGUAACUUCUAGUCGGUAAAUUGAAGGUGGAAGUGGCCACAUCCCGGGGCAUCACGGCCUUUCAUUUCGCGGCUUAUGGAGGCCAUGAAACCAUCGUCACAUCCUUGCUUCACAGGUAUGGAAUAAAUCCUGUUGAUGUUAAUGCCCUAGAUAAAGUACUGGGCAGAACAGCUUGGCUCUAUGCAGUAGGAGGAGAGCACCAGAGGGUCUUCGAGGAACUGAUUAAAUUUCACGAAAGUCUCUGUCUUUCGUCGAAAAAAGAAUCUGCCACUUCCGAGCUGGAGAAUUGGAAUAAGUACCGGGUGACAGAGGAAAAAAAAGAAGUGACGGAAACUUAUUACAGGGAAUAUGGAAAGAAUGUGCAGCGUGGGGAGGCAGAGGUUGGAUGCAGAGUCAAUGAUACGAGAUGACAUUUACCGCUAUCUGAAGUACUAAGGCUCAGGCAGGACACACGAUUUUUCACCUGGUUGCCACAAAGACAACGGAGAGGUACUGCACCUCCUCUCCAACUGCGCGAAGGCAAAUGUGAACAUCCUCACAGCCGAUGGCAGCGGAAUGACCCCUCUGCACUGCGCCAUCAGAGCGGAAUCCACGGAGACAUUCGACGUCCUGAUGUCUGACCUAGAAGUGGACGUGAACGCCAUCCUGAAAUCGAGAGUCAGUCUAGUGCGGUCGCCAUGGACGAAUCUGACAUUGCACACCUGGUGGACCUGGAAGAAAUCGGAACGGUUCCGAUUCUAGAGGCGACCUGCGUCUCCGACACCCCUCUCCACCUCGCAGUUCGCUGCUGCAGCUCCUUCACUCUGAUUAGGGAACCUCAUUGAGGAACUUUAUUGAUCGUGGAAGAUCUGCUAAAGAAAUCAAUGUCAUAAGUUACAAUCGAAGUUCGUUCUUCCUUCAACACAUGCUCCCAACAACUCAAUAGCUCCGAGUUCUUUGUGUAGUCAUUGAUCAGUUUAUCUGGAGGUGAAGUGACGAAAUCUGCAUGCUGGGAUGCUUCAAGAAUCAGAUACUCAGACUCUUCGAAUAGAUUGGUUCGAAGAGACAUAACUUCAAAAACAGAUAAUAUCCUUCCUCUGUCAUUGCCAGUUAAAGUCAUGUUCUAUAUUCAGUAUGAUGUAAGGAACUGUGUUUGAAUAUAGCUUGGUUUACUGACUUCAAGGAAAACUGUGUAGAUUAGUGGUAUCGCAUAGCAGGAAUUCGUUCCACAUUGAAAUUACGUUGUAUCUUGAGUGAAUUAUUUCGCAACAGGGAGUACAAGAUCACUUGUCAUCAAAUCUGGACAAAUCUCCCGAUACAAAAGCAUGCUACUAGUGCUGAGAAAGAAGAACGAUUAGUAUCACAACGGGGACGAUGGUUUGAAGAUGCACUCCGGCGUGCAUGAGCGCAGUGGAAAAAUCGUAGCAUACGUUGACCUUUCCGACUACUGUGCUGCAUCUUCCGCUGCUGCAGUCGGCUCUGGAGAUUCCCUAACGGGUCGAACAACAUGACAUGGUCGCACUUGUGGGGCUGGUGAAGGUUCACGAGAUAAUGGGGGAGUCCUUUAGCAAAGCUCUCCAUCAGAGGUAUCCAUGGCAUUCGGAACGCUGUCUGUAGUGGCCUCAUUAUGCGCAUCAGCAUUAACUGGUUGUGCAGGCAUCGCUACGGGACGGCAGCAGGAGCACCACUACAGGCAACAUCAAGAGAACUCGAAGCUCUGACUAAGGGGAGACGACCUCUUUAAUUGAAAGAAACAGUUGAUACUCGUUUCCAAAAAUAUCGAAAGCCACUUGGUAGGCAGAAAGAGCAUCGAUGGUUUGACGAUGCACUCUCUUCUUCCUAGUAUCACAGAUUGCAACAGGGUGCCACCGAUGGCGCGGUUCGGUUGAAUUUUGACAGAACUUUCAAAGAUAGCUCUUCUUUCGACCGGAUAGGAGACUGGAGGCGGCGUCGUGUAUGUCUUCAUCAAGGAUGGGCGGAGCGUGAAGCUCUGGACUUGUAUGGGUCCGCUUGUAAUGCAUUACUUGGCCUUCUUCGAGCGGUCUGGAGUCAAUCCUACCAAGGUCGGAGAUAUUGUCGUCGAAAUUACCCUCGCCCUUGGAUGGAAACGAGCCAUGAAGUGCAAAAAUGCCUGCUUCCUGGUCGGGUUUCAUGAGAAUAUUGUCUUCAGGACCGUGAAUUGACAGUGUUCCUCCGGUCUACAACCAAUCGCGUGUGUGGCUACUUCGAUCAAAGCUGGGUUUUACGAAAUAGUAAUUGAUUCAGUCACAAUAACACCUCUCUCCUACAAAGACAUUAAGAUCAUUUUUGCUCUUCCUAUUCCCAAUUCAUUGAUUUACUCUACAAUAGUUCACUGUGACAACAAGAGUGCUAUAAAACUUGUCAAAAAUCUAGUCUUUCAUGCAAGAAAUGAGCACAUUGGUAUCCAGCAUCAUUUCAUCAGGAACGGUAGCUUUGAAGAAGAUCGAGGUCCGAUUCUUCUCCACAAAAUUACAGCAAGCAUAUAUGCUGACCAAGUCUCUUCCUAGGCCGAAGUUUACUCAGCAUUAUCUUGGUCUACGAAGUCUAGCAAGGCUACCUUUUGACUAAAGUAGAUGAUGAAGAUUUAGAUGUAGAGAAGUAGUUUUUAGAUCCUACGUUAUGCACUCUAGAGUAAGGGAGUGUGUUAGAACAAGUUAGAUACUGAACAUACUGUU
Molecule: messenger RNA, 3493 nt
Organism: Marchantia polymorpha subsp. ruderalis
Lineage: Eukaryota; Viridiplantae; Streptophyta; Marchantiopsida; Marchantiales; Marchantiaceae
Source: the annotation of a GenBank genome assembly